CUGCAGCCCCCCGUGAACAACCCUCUGAGGGGCAGGUGGCAGGGAGCAGCUUUGGAGGAUGGAGGAAGCAGAGGUAAACGGUGACAGGGUCCAUUUCUGCACAGACAGCCAGUGCAUCUCCCUGCAUCUCCAAGGUAUGGGUUCCGAGACAGUGGCUCCUGCAGCCCCCAAGAGGAGGAGGUGGGUUGAGGUCACACUGGCAUUUGUGAUGGGGACCAUGGUCUCCUGCUUCGUGGCUCUCCUUGUUGUGGCUCUAUGGCCCCGGGCAGAUCCCUCGUUCCAGAAGUUUCAUGCCAUGGCAGACAACGUCACCAGCUGGCCAUCACUUGUGGAACCGGAUAAUUCCUUCCAUUUUGGCAGGGUGGCUGAGGAGCAAGAGGUUAUCCAGAUGUUUAAAGACCAUGUUGAGAAUUCCAAGAGCUGGCCUGUGGAGAUCCAGUGGCUGAAGUACAGAAUGGACAAUGUCAGUUCUCAGAUCCAGAUGCUUAGUGGUCACCAGACAAACACCAGCGCUGACCUCCAGAGGGUAAACGGAGUUCUAGAGGACAUCGGCAUCUGGAGUACCCAGACCCAGAUGUUAAGGAGUUCCUUGGAGGAGGCCAAUGCCGAGAUCCAGGACCUAAAGGGAGCUCUGGAAAAGGCAAACACUUUAAAUUCUCAGAACCACAAUUUCCUACAAAGCAGUUCAGAGAACACUGGCGUUGAGCUCCAUAUGUUAAGCAGAGGCCUAGAAAAUGCCAGCGCUGAAAUUCAGAUGUUAAAGGCAGGUUUAGAAGUGGCCAAUGCCCAGGUCUGGUUGGCAAAUAGUAGUUUGCAGAAUGCUAGGGUUGAGAUCCAUCUUUUGAAAGGCAGUCUGGGGAGUCUUGAUAUUUUAAGGACCCAGAACCAGGCUUUAAGCAAUAGUUUGGAAGAAGCGAAUGCCGAGAUCCAGAGGCUUAAGGGAGGCCUGCAAAAUGCAAAUACUUUCACUUCCCAGACCCGGGCCUUUAUAAACGACAGUUUAGACCACACCAGCGCUGAGAUCUGGUCAUUAAGAGGCCAUUUGGAAAGGGCUGGUGAUGAGAUUCAGCUGUUAAGAGAUCUGGAAACUGCCCAGACCCAAAGGGCAAACCAUAGCAUGGAGGAGACAAAGGCUCAGAUCCAAGUAUUAAAAGCAGAGCUGGAAAAUGCCAGUGCCCUAAGUAGUUCCCAGAUUCAGGUGUUAAACAGUCAUCUGCAAAAUGUCGGCAGAGACAUAGAGACCCUAAAACAAGGAAUGAAGGAUGCUGCCUUAAAUUCCCAGAUCCAGACAUUAGAAAGCAGUCUGCAGAAGGCCAGUGCUGAGAUCCAGAAGCUAAAACAUGAUUUAGAGAACAUCGAAACCCUAAGUGCAAAAGUCCCAGAGCAGCAGAGUAGCGUGGAGGCCCUCCGUACGGCCUUCGCUUCGUGGGAGCAGCUACAAAAGACCCAAAAUCAACUUCUCCAGCUGAUCCUGCAAGGCUGGAAGGUCUUCAGUGGGAGCUUGUAUUACUUUUCUGAUGCCAAGAAGUCUUGGAAUGAGGCUGAGCAGUUCUGUGUGUCCCAGGGAGCCCACCUGGCAUCGGUGACCUCUGAAGAAGAGCAGACCUUUCUGACAAAGUCCACGAGUACCUCUCACCACUGGAUUGGCCUCACUGACACUGGCACUGAGGGCUUCUGGCAUUGGGUGGACGGGACGCCCUUCAGUAGUGCCAGAAGCAGAAGGUUUUGGGGCAGGAAUCAGCCAGACAACUGGCGACAUGAGAACGGGCACACCGAGGACUGUGUCCACAUUCAGCAGAUGUGGAAUGACAUGUAUUGUGAUGCUGCCUACCAGUGGGUGUGCAAGAAGCCCGUGGGCCAGGAUGUGGCCUGAGAGCGGAGCAGAGCUUGGUGGUGGUGGUGGGGGGUCAAUCCCGGAUGCAAGCUCCAGGAUGCCUUGUGAGCCUCUGAACUCGUCCUCUGGGGCUUUCCAUUUGGCCUUCAGUGUUUCCUCCCUUGUCCAUUAUUUAACCUUAUCAAGGUGUUUACCUCCUGUAACCAGUGGGACCGAUAGUUCCCCAAGGAAAGAGCUAUGGCGUGUCCCUCUGUAGCCCCCUCUGCAACCAGCACGGGCUGUCGGACAGCAGGUCCUCAAUAAACGCUUGUUGAAC
Messenger RNA from Choloepus didactylus (southern two-toed sloth), 2150 nucleotides. It is a transcript of the gene CLEC4F, whose product is annotated as C-type lectin domain family 4 member F. The coding region runs from base 59 to 1873 and encodes 604 amino acids. The transcript has 7 exons. The record is from RefSeq and is a predicted model, not a curated record. NCBI's taxonomy places the organism in Eukaryota, Metazoa, Chordata, Mammalia, Pilosa, Megalonychidae.